AGGUCCGCUAUAGACAAAUCAGUGAGGCUUCUAACAAUUUUCAAAGUUUGUUAAUGCCUCCACAUAUUUUGAAAUGUGUUCAAAAUAAAGACACAUCUGGCAUCUCUGUUCUAGGUCAAUGUUUUGCUUUCCACAUUUAUCAAUUGUCAAUGGUGCGGUUCGCCUGUUUAUAAACCAAGAUUUAUGAGGAGAUUAUCCAGAAAGUAGCAGACGUUUCUGACUAGUGCGUCAGUUGGCACGGCUAGAUCCACUAUCUUGGUGUAUAGAGAUUCAUACGUUCAAUACGCAUCCAGCUGCGAUAGCUGGAGGCCCGCAUUUAGCUAACUUUUCUCAUUGUGACUAAUUAAAAUGUGCGCUGCGAUAGAAAAUCCCGCCACUUGUGAAGUGCGUUCAGUGAUUAGGUUUUUGUUGGCGAAAAAUUACAAACCAAUUACAAUCUUUCGCGAACUUCGUGAAGUGUAUGGGAAUGGAAUAAUGAGUGAAAGCAGAGUGAGGCAGUGGUGUAUUGAUUUUAGUAAAGGCCGCACCAAUGUACACUACGACGGCCGCAGUGGUCGGCCAAGUCUGGUUACUGAAAACUUGAUGAAGGAAGUCGAUAAAAAAAUUCGCGGAAAUCGCCGUUUCACAAUUACUGAACUUUCAGAACAUUUCCCCCAAAUUUCACGAAGUUUAGUUCAUAAAAUUGUUGUGGAGAAGCUUGGCUACCACGAUUUUUUUGUCAGCAACACAAAGAAUAGCCGAUCGGAGGAUCAAUCGGUAAAUGAUAUUCACACUAGCAAUGACAGUUCACAAUCAUUUUCAUGCGAAGAGUGUGGUAAAGUAUUCCGAUUAGAGUCGUCAUACAACCGUCACAUGGCUGCCGCCCACAAAAAGAAGUAUUCCAAAUAUCGAACGCAUGCUAAGCAACAACACUAUAAUGAUCGCGCUGGUAAACCAAGCACCGGGAUAUGUACAAUCUCUACCGCUGUGAAACAACAGUACCAAAGUAUGAUUGAGGUCAAAACUGAGAUUUCAGAUGAACUUGAGCAAUCCUGUAUGGAUGAAGAUGCUGUCAGCGAAAUGAACGAAGUAUCAGGACCAAUAGAAGAUGUUAUGCCCAGUCUAGAAGAGAGCGGACUUCAAUCGAACGAUGAGAAUUUGGAUUUUCCCGAAUGGAACCAACACCGUCUUUCAAUUGAUGAUGUUUCGACCACACCCGCUGUGAAACAAGAGAAUUAUAUUUGUGACCAUAGUAUGAUUGACAUCAAAACUGAGAUCUCAGAUGAACCUGAACAAUUCGGUAUGGACGAAAUCGCUGAGAACGACAUGAUUGAACCAUCAGGACCAAUAGAUCAUUGCGAAUAUCAAUCGAACGAUGUAAAAUUAGAAUUUCCUGAAUCUAAUUCAUCUAUUCUGGAAUGUAAUAGUGAAAAAUUUACCGACGGAGAGUGUUAUAUUAAAUGCGAAUUCGAGUGACAACUGCUCAGCUACAGGAAAACUAAACCGGAGAGAAGACGAUCUACUACAAUUCGGAUUAGGAGAAAAUUGGUGUGAGUAUUGAAAGGCUUAUAAUAAAACGUUGGGGACAGCUUUUCUUCAAUAAGGAAGGAAGCCGUUAAGAGGCAUCAGCUGCACGACGUAGCGAAGAGCUCCCUUCCUCGUGUGUCCGUUGGUACAGCAGCGUCUUCUACGAAUCAGGUGUUUAUAUCAAAGUACCAAUAAAAUGUGCAGUGUAUAAAAAUUAGUUUUUAAAAAAAUCUGAGAAUGGAUGUCAUUUUUUCUGAUUGGUCCAAUCUGUGCUCCGGAAAAGCUGUGCCGACCAAAGAGAGCAAUUU
Molecule: messenger RNA, 1814 nt
Organism: Toxorhynchites rutilus septentrionalis
Lineage: Eukaryota; Metazoa; Arthropoda; Insecta; Diptera; Culicidae
Exons: 5
Coding region: 349-1455 (368 amino acids)
Source: RefSeq, a predicted model, not a curated record